AUGGCGGCUCCCAGGGCGCGGGGGGCUGCGCUCGGAGGCGGGGAAGCCGGUGGCGGCGGGGCCGGCGGAGCCGGGGCUGUCAGUAACGAGGAUGGCCGGGACUGCAUCCUGGAGCCGCUGUCCCUGCCCGAGGGCGCGGGGCACAGCGACACCCCCGAAGGCUCGCCCUCCGUGCCCUGCAUCUUCUGUGAAGAGCACUUCCCCGAGGCGCAGCAGGACCCGCUCCUGAAGCACAUGAUCAUCGAGCACAAGCUCGUCAUAGCCGACGUCAGGCUGGUCGCUGACUUCCGGAGGUACGUCCUGUACUGGAGGAGGCGGUUCAGGGAGCAGCCCAUCACCGACUUCUGCAGCGUGAUCCGCAUCAACUCCACCGCCCCGCUGGAGGAGCAGGAAAGCUACUUCCUGCUGUGUGACGUGCUGCCUGAGGACCGGGCGCUGCGGGAGGAGCUGCAGGCACAGAGGCUGAAAGGAAUCCUGGAGCAGCAGCAGCGGGAGCGGGAUGACAACAGCUUCCAUGGCGUCUGUAUGUUUUGCAAUGAGGAAUUCCUCGGAAACAGAUCGGUGCUUUUGAACCACAUGGCCAGAGAGCACGCCUUCAACAUCGGGCUGCCGGACAACAUCGUGCACUGCGGCGAAUUCCUGAGCACGCUGCAGAGGAAGCUGGACAACCUGCAGUGCCUGUACUGCGAGCGGACCUUCCGGGACAAGAGCCUGCUCAAGGGCCACAUGCGCAAGAAGCAGCACCGCAAGAUCAGCCCGCGGAACCACGAGUACGACCGGUUCUACGUCAUCAACUACCUGGAACUUGGGAAAUCGUGGGAAGAGGUUCAGUCGGAAGACGACCGGGAGCUGCUGGAGCACCAGGAAGAGGACUGGUCUGACUGGGAGGAGCGCCCCGUCUCCGCCGUGUGUCUGUUCUGUGAGAAGCAAGCGGAGACGACGGAGCAGCUGUGCGCCCACAUGGAGGAGGCGCACGGCUUUGACCUCCUCAAGACAAAGGCCGAGCUCGGACUGAAUUUCUAUGAGCAAGUGAAGCUGGUCAACUUCAUCCGCCGGCAGGUUCACCAGGGCCGGUGCUACGGCUGCUGUGCCAGGUUCCCGUCCAGGGCCGACCUGGGGGCCCACCUGGCGGAGGCCAACCACGCGGGCCUGCUCCCCGACAGGAGGACCUGGGACCAGCCCGAGUACUACUUCCCCACCUACGAGAACGACAGCCUGCUGUGCACGCUGUCCGACAGCGAGGGCGACCUGUCGGCUCCGGGCCAGAGCAGGGGCGUCACCGUCAUCGGCGAGGACACGUCCCAGCUGCAGGCGCUGAGGCACAGCAGCGUCCUGAACCGGCUGCUGCUGCGGGGCUGGGAGGGCUGA
Pipistrellus nathusii (Nathusius's pipistrelle) is the source of this 1368-nucleotide messenger RNA. The record is from the annotation of a GenBank genome assembly. Lineage: Eukaryota; Metazoa; Chordata; Mammalia; Chiroptera; Vespertilionidae.